This is a messenger RNA of Ilyonectria robusta, 2127 nucleotides long. Its product is annotated as kinase-like domain-containing protein. The record is from RefSeq and is a predicted model, not a curated record. Gene Ontology annotation, cellular component: centrosome; cytoplasm; nucleus. Lineage: Eukaryota; Fungi; Ascomycota; Sordariomycetes; Hypocreales; Nectriaceae. The coding region runs from base 1 to 2127 and encodes 708 amino acids. Gene Ontology annotation, biological process: chromosome segregation; protein phosphorylation. The transcript has 3 exons. Gene Ontology annotation, molecular function: ATP binding; protein kinase activity.
AUGUCUUCCGAGGACAAGUACGAAACGCUGGAGAAGAUUGGCCAUGGCUCCUUCGGUGUCAUCCGCAAAGUCCGUCGCAAGGCCGACGGCUUCAUCAUGUGCCGCAAAGAAAUCUCGUACCUCCGCAUGUCGCAGAAGGAGCGCGAGCAGCUCCACGCCGAGUUCCAGAUCCUCUCGCACCUCCGACACGACAACAUCGUCGCCUACUACCACCGCGAGCACCUCAAGGUCAGCCAGGACCUUCACCUCUAUAUGGAGUACUGCGGGAACGGAGAUCUGGGCCGCGUGAUCAAGGACCUUUCACUCAAGGGCCAGCGGGCACAGGAGAGCUUUGUGUGGAGCAUUUUUAGCCAGCUUGUCAUGGCUCUUUACCGAUGCCACUACGGCGUUGAUCCCCCAGAGGUUGGCGGCAAUGUCCUGGGACUUGUGCAGGGAACUGCUUCGGAUAACCCCAAGGUGCCGUCUGGAACAAUGACAAUUCUGCACCGAGAUCUGAAGCCCGAGAAUGUCUUCCUUGGUGAGGACAACUCCGUGAAGCUAGGCGACUUUGGUCUCUCCAAGAUGAUCAAAUCACACGACUUCGCCUCCACAUACGUUGGCACCCCAUUCUACAUGUCGCCUGAGAUCUGUGCCGCCGAGAAGUACACCCUCAAGUCGGACAUCUGGUCCCUCGGCUGCAUCAUCUACGAGCUCUGCGCCCGCGAGCCACCCUUCAACGCCAAGACUCACUUCCAGCUGGUCCAGAAGAUCAAGGAAGGCAAGUUCCCAGCGUUGCCGGAGGUUUACUCGCCUGAGCUCGGCCAGGUCAUCAAGGACUGCCUCCGAGUGAACCCGGACCGAAGACCAGACACAACGCAGCUCCUAAACCUGCCCGUGGUCAAGCUGAUGCGGAAGGAGAAGGAGGUUGUCGAUGUCAACAAGAAUCUCAAGGCGAGGGAGGACGCUCUCCGUAAGAAGGAGAGAGAGGUCAACGAGAGACUGGCCAACCUGGAACGAGAGACGGACCUGAUCCGGGAGGAGCUGGACUCUUCUAUGAGACGGGAGUGGGAGGUCAAGGCGCGUCUGGAGAUUGAUCGCCUGGUCAACGCUGAGAUGGACCGCUUAAACAAGCGAUUCGAGGACGAGAUCCAAGCACGCGUCGAGGCCGAGCUGCAAAAGAAGACGGUAUCAUUCGCGCCGUCCCGGCCGGAGAGUCAGAAUGAGGAGUUCCCGCCGCUCAGCAAGCACGAGUACCCUCAGUCAUCUGUCGGCACCAGCGGCGACGAGUUCCCUUCCACCACGGAUAUUUCCGAGUACUCUAUCGACAGUCCCGACAGCUCGCGGGAGACCAAGAAGGCCACGCGUACUCCAUUUGGUCGCGCGCAGACAAUGUUUGUUGGACAUGCCGGCACGCCCAUGGACAUUGAGAUGGGCUCACCCAGUCCCAUUGCCAUUGCGUCGCUGUCGCUGUCGCCGCGACGCAACGGGGCAACCAAGGCUCCCACUCAUAACCCAGGCAACAUCUUCGCUGCCAAUGCCAACGGCAGCUCGGGCGACCCACGAUGGGACCUCGCCCGUGAUGCCUUCACUGACUCGGAUGAGGAGGAUAUCUGCCCGUCGCCUACCCGCAACAUCAGAUCAUCCAAGAACCCCUUCACCUCAAAGUCACGACCUGUCCUCACUUCGCAGAAGUCGGGUCCUAUGAACCGUCUUAAGCCUCAGGCGUCCAACCCAGGCCUCGUCUCGAAGUGCACAUUGCCCCCUCUUGAGUCUGGCCCACGGUCGCCCAACCGCCGCCUCAGCAAGAUCCCCUCGGCGGCGAGCCUCCAGGCCGACAUUGGCGUCGGUUUGACACGCAAGCAGUCGCUGAAGAAGAGUGGCGACGAAGGUCUCGGCAAGGUCGCGGCUAAGAACAACAUCAAGGGCCGCACGCUCGUUGAGCUUCAGCAGGCCCGCGCAGGUGGCCGCCCUCUCAGCGCCGUUGUCUUGCCCAGCACUGGCGAGAACGUGAGCCCCAAGAGGGCAUUCCGUGAGCGUCUGGGCAUUGAGCGCAAGUCCAGCGGCGACGAGCCUGCUGUCUGGGACCCGGAUUGCGAUGAGAUGCCGAGUCCUUUCCUGGUACGCGCGCGACGUAUCGCCAGGGUGUAG